UUCAUUCGUCGUAAAAAGAGAGUAAUUUAAGAGUGUCUCAGUUUAAAACGUACCUCAAGGUUCUGUCAGAAAACGGAGUAACGGAGUGAAACGGACAAAGAGAAGAGUGCUAACGGAGCUAGCCUGGAAGCUAACAGCAGUUAGCAUGGAAGAAGUAAAUAAAAACAUCGAUGGAGACAUCCUGCAGGUGGUGGUGAAAGAAGAAGAGGUUCUCCUUGAGGAUCAGGAGAGUAGCUCCAGUCUAAACCAGGAGGAGCCACCAAAACCAGCAUACAUUAAACAGGAACAGGAGGAACUGUGGAUCAGUCAGGAGAGAGAGCAGCUUCAAGGAGCAGAGGGGGCUGAUAAUAAAAUUUUCACCGUUACUCCUUUGUCUGUGAAGAGUGAAGAAAAUGAUAGAGAAAUACCUCAGUCCUCAAAGUUUGAUGAAGACAAAAGUAGAGAGAGCAGAGACACAGAGCUUUUGAAAACAGAAGCUGAUGGAGAGGACUGUGGAGGAUCAGAAGCAGACAGAGACUUGAAUCCAGACAGUCAUUUUCGUCCAGUUAAUCCUGAAGAGACUCUGCAGCUCUCUGGAUCUACGUUAGGUCAUUCAGGAGACGAUCGUUUCAGUUGCCCAUUUUGCCAGAAAUUUUUUUUCUGGAAAGCAGAGAUGGUCACGCACAUGAGAGUCCACACAGGGGAGAAACCAUUCAGUUGUUCAAUUUGUGGCAAAAGUUUUUCUUAUCAAGGAAGUCUGAUUAGACACUCUGUUAUUCACACAGGGAACAAACCGUUUACUUGCUCAGUCUGUGGUAAAAGUUUUGCUCAACAUGGAAAUCUAAGACAGCACUCUGUUGUCCACACUGGAGAGAAACCUUUUAGUUGUUCAGUUUGUGGUAAAGGAUUUUCUCAAAGUGGAAGUCUGAGAAGACACUCUGUUGUUCACACAGGGGAGAAACCAUUCAGCUGUUCAGUCUGUGGAAAGAGUUUCUCUCAACCUGAAAAUCUGAGUGCACAUUCAGUCAUCCACACAGGGAAGAAACCGUUUAGUUGUUUAGUGUGUGGUAAAAGUUUCUCUCAACAUGAGCAUCUAAAGACACAUUCAGUUGUCCACACAGGAGAGAAACCAUUUAGUUGUUCAGUGUGUGGUAAAGGUUUUCCUCAUCAGGUAAGUCUGAAACGACACUCUUUAAUCCACACAGGAGAGAAACCAUUUAACUGCACUGUAUGUGGUAAAACAUUCACUCGACUUCAGUACGUCAAGAAUCACAAAUGUGUUAGUAAGAGCGGAGAAAAUCAAAUCAAAUCUCAAGAUGCUCAUCAAAUGUGACCCUUCAAAGCACAGAGGCAAAGUCUUGCAGUUUCUGUAUUAAAAUGUUAAAGCUAAAUGACUUUGUUUCCGAAAGAUUUAAAUAUUUAUGGAGUUGAUGAGCUCUCUGAGUGUAUAACCAUUUCCUUUUGUGUGUUAAACCUCUUAUUUAUAAACUUAAACUGAUGAACAAAGUUACCUUAGGAUUGGUUCAGAUUUGGUAGAGUCUUGUCUCCAUGGAGUGCUCAGAUGUUACAUGAUUGUCAAUGUAGAGUUGAAUUCUGUAGGUCAGGGGUGUCCAAACUUUUUCCACUGGGGGCCACAUAUAAAAAUAUAUAAGGAAGGAGGGGACACUUUUAAAUGCCUCAUCCUGAGAAUUGUAAAGUUUUAAAACCGAUCAUAUGAUGGUUAAGAUGUACUUAGUGAUUGGGUAUGCUUCAAUGGCUAGUUAAUGACUGACAAGCCAAUCAUUUUACAGAUUUCAUGGGGCCCUGGUCAGCCCUGGCAACUACUGCUUCUGGCCCUAAAAUGCCACCAGUUCUGCUAUAAGCCUUCAUAAUCCAUCAACACAUUAUACAUCAAAAUACUGUGAUUAUGUUGGUUGCCAAUAUAUUUUCCAUUUUACAAUGUUGUCUUUAUUUAGUUCAGGGCUGCCAACUUGUGAGAAAACCUUGGAGCGAGACUUUGCCAUUUGCGUGACUCUCACACCGAUUGCGUGAGAGUUGGCUGCUCUUGGGCAACAUUCUCAGCUAUAUUUAUCAACAGUUCUAAUUUCUGUUUAUUUGAAUUUUCAUUUAUAUGCAUGUUUUUCUCUCAUUUUGUCUUCUUUUGUGUGGAUUUUUGAAGUUUUGUUUUUAUUGCAUUACCCUCAAUGGGAGGUGUGGCGUGAGUGCGUGUGAAAAGCGUCAUUUGCGUGACUCUCACGCCGAUUGCGUGAGAGUUGGUGGCUCUGAUUUAGUUGCAAACAACUCAAAUCAGUAAAUUUUUCUUGUCAAAAUGUUUGUUUACAGAAUUAGCAUGGCAGUACUGCCUGCUGAAACCAAGAAGUACAACACAGUCAGGCACAAGCUUCAGGUUCAAAUGUGGGCCAUAUUUCAUCUGAUGUUUAGAGUUUGCUGCAGGCCAAUCAAAUAUGGACUGCGGGCCAUAGUUUGGACACCCCUACUGUAGGUAUUCUCAAAUAUAAGAUUUUUAAUUUUAGUAUUACAAUAAACCACCUUUUUGACUAUCAUCAAAGUGAAAAUAGAAGUGUAAAAAAACGUGGAAGACAACAGUGAUGUAUCUCUCAAAAGCUGUAAACCGAUCCCUGAGAUGUUUGAAACGGUUACAUUUGCUCGGUCAUGAUCUCUAACAGUGGUUGUUUUGAGAUCUAAGUUGUGUUCAAUACCUAAUUUGAGUAAAAGUGAGAAGUAGCUUAUUCAUUAACAUCUUCAGAAUAGUUUGAUAUUUACUUUUUCUGGCCUUUUUCGGGUCUCGCCCCUGACUGGUAUCCCAUGUUACUGAGAAAAAACAAAACUAACACUUAAACUUAAAAACACAGAGUCAAAACAAAGCAUUUUGGAAGAAAACAGCAGAAAAUUUCGAGAAAAAAGUAAACAUUCAGUGCUUAAGGUUGAUUCUUUUAACCCUCAGGCCCUCCUUUAAAAAACAAACUCUUCCUCUUAAAGUCCUUUUAGGACAUUGAGUUUAUUUAAAAGUAUUAAAAAUGACUGAAAAAAAAAAAAAAAAAAAAAUGUUUUGGGUCCUCAGCUCCAGUCCUUGUCAUAUAUAGCAGAUGUGAAUUAUUUUUCAUAAUUUUAACCCUAUAAAUGCUGGUUUAUUUACAUAAUGCCACAUUUUCUGACACAAAUAAAUGAAUGAUUUUCUCUUUGAAAAAUGCAAAGCAGAUUUUUUUGUGCAGGGAUUAUCACUCUUGGAUAUGUCAGUGAAUAGCAGCAACACUGAUUUUGACAUACUAUUAAGUUUU
Cheilinus undulatus (humphead wrasse) is the source of this 3257-nucleotide messenger RNA. Its product is annotated as gastrula zinc finger protein xLCGF3.1-like. The record is from RefSeq and is a predicted model, not a curated record. The coding region runs from base 146 to 1312 and encodes 388 amino acids. Gene Ontology annotation, cellular component: nucleus. The transcript is spliced from 2 exons. Lineage: Eukaryota; Metazoa; Chordata; Actinopteri; Labriformes; Labridae.